Molecule: messenger RNA, 672 nt
Organism: Pleurotus ostreatus (oyster mushroom)
Lineage: Eukaryota; Fungi; Basidiomycota; Agaricomycetes; Agaricales; Pleurotaceae
Exons: 5
Coding region: 1-672 (223 amino acids)
Molecular function (GO): oxidoreductase activity
Source: RefSeq, a predicted model, not a curated record
AUGUUUCGUGAUCCCGACCCGCAAUCGGGUCUGGGAGGCUGGGGCGUUUCCGCCGCGGACGACUACACCGUUACUGACGGCGCAUUUGGCGGGGACGCGUCGUUCGUCAUGGCGUACCCCGUACCGCAUAGCAUCCGCCGCCAUUUCGACUUGUACCCAUACCUGAAGUCUCUACAGCCCGAUCUCAUCCCGAAUCCGAGCAUGCCAGGGAAUGUGAGCAUCACGCCGAGUUUAAUUCGCGGUAUGAUCCAUGGACAUGUGGGUGAUUUCAAGGGGUUUCAGGCUGCGUUUGAGGGAUUUCAGGGCCCCCAUUCGGCCGUGCAUUUGAUGGUCGGCGGCGAUCUUGCUGGAACAUGUCCUCCCAACGCACCAGAGGAAUGUAAAGACGGCUCAAAGUGGGCUCCCAACGAUCCUCUGUUCUGGAUGCACCACGCUAUGAUCGACAAAGUCUGGUCUGAAUGGCAGAGCAAGCACGAGGCAAACUCCAUGUCCUUCGAAGGCGGCUCCGUACAGCGUUUCGAGAACAUUACGAUACAUGAACGAUACCCUAAUGGAGGCCCGCCAUUUCUCCACCUAGAUUCUGCGCUGAGUGGCCACGGGCUUUUCCCCGAUGGGCAGAUCGCCGAUGUUAUGAAUACGACCGGCGGAUAUCUUUGCUACGUAUACGAGUAA